Molecule: messenger RNA, 663 nt
Organism: Diplodia corticola
Lineage: Eukaryota; Fungi; Ascomycota; Dothideomycetes; Botryosphaeriales; Botryosphaeriaceae
Product: 50s ribosomal protein mrp49
Exons: 3
Coding region: 1-663 (220 amino acids)
Cellular component (GO): mitochondrion
Molecular function (GO): structural constituent of ribosome
Source: RefSeq, a predicted model, not a curated record
AUGCCGACGAUAGGACAGCGCAUGUUCAAGUUGAAGCAACUUCUCGGGAUCCGACUUGGACCCGGCGCCGCCGUGAUGCCCAAGGAGGUCAAGAAGAUAACCAUGCGCUUCGCGCCCAAAAUCGACGACGGCCACGCGGGACCCAAGUACGUUCCCAACCACCUCUCACCACGCCGCCGUGCGGGACAGGACGAGAGCGACGACAGGAGAUUCUUCAGAAAGGCUCUCCCGCGCCUACAGUACCGCAACCCUGCGCUUCGCGUCGUCGUCGACCGCAGAGCCGCGCAGUCCGACCCGCCCAUCAUGAACGUCUUCUUCGACACUUCCUCCUCCUCCUCCACCACCACCGGCGCCGACCCUGCCGCUGCUCCUACCGUUGCGGCUGGCAACAUAUCCACCCAAUCGGGUCCGAACGAGCGCAUCGUCACCAUCCACAUGAAGGACAAGACCGACAGCGAGAUCCUGCAGCAGCUGUACGAGGUCACGGGCGCGCAGGAGAUCGAGCCGACGGAGGUGGAGAAGGACGAGUUGCGCGAGUUGGCGGAGCGCGCCGAGCGCUCCCGCAGGGACAGCGAGCUUCAGGCUGAGGUCAACAGGCAGCGGAAGAGGGAGGCCCAGCUGCUGGCCGCGGCAAGAGGACAGGUGGGGCUGCAGCCUUCGUAG